AUGGAUUACCGACCAGUCUACAAUAUCUCAUUUAACGACUUCCAUUUAAUUGGAUUUACAGAUCUUCAAGGAUACCGUCCACUUCUCUUUAUCCCUUUUUUCAUAAUCUUAAUAUAUACGUUAAUGGCCAAUUCUUUUCUGUUAUUGGUGAUUAUAAACCAGAGAAAUCUGCAUGCUCCCAUGUAUAUUCUGAUUGCAUUAAUUGCUGCCCUUGGGUGCGCUGUGCCAAUAAUCAUUGUUCCAAGGAUGUUGAAUAGUUUUUUACAUGGAUCAAACUUAAUUACUAAAAAUGAAUGUAUCAUUCAAAUGUUUGUUGUUCAUGUAUCUGGUUGUUUUCAGUCAAGCAUUUUACUUUGGAUGGCAGUUGAUAGGUUUUUUGCAAUUAUUUACCCAUUACAAUAUCUUCAGUUUGUAAACAUCGCUAACUCGCUGAUUUUUUGCUCUAUUUUGGUAAUACGUAAUUUUGUAUAUGUUAUUGGAAUGGUCAGUCUUGUUGCACCACUGCCAUUUUGUAAAUCAAACCUAAUUUACCACUGCUUUUGUGAGCAUACAUCAGUUGUUAAUAUGGCCUGUGGAGAUGUCUCUAAAAAUUAUUUAGCAGGUGUAAUAGGUUUUACUAUUCCAAGUACUGACUGUGUUUUUAUAUUGUCUUCCUAUAUUGUUAUAUUUAAGGUCAUAUUUCAGUCUCCUUCUGGGGAGUCUCGUCAAAAAGCCAUUCAGACAUGCAGCACUCACUUAAUGAGUAUAGCAGUUGCCUAUAUUAGUGUCGUUACUGCAUUUGUUGGGUAUAGGGUAAAUACAAUUCCACGAGAUUUGCGUGUCUUAACUAGUUUGAUGUAUCUUCUCCUUCCUGCAUGUUUAAACCCACUUAUCUAUGGUUUACGAACAAAAGAAAUAAGGAUAAAGCUAAUGAAAUUUAUGAAAAUUAAUAAAAUUAGUACAUGA
Clarias gariepinus (North African catfish) is the source of this 945-nucleotide messenger RNA. RefSeq names its product odorant receptor family 55, subfamily C, member 1 (gene or55c1). Gene Ontology annotation, molecular function: olfactory receptor activity; G protein-coupled receptor activity. Bases 1 to 945 code for a protein of 314 amino acids. Gene Ontology annotation, biological process: G protein-coupled receptor signaling pathway. The transcript has a single exon. Gene Ontology annotation, cellular component: membrane. Lineage: Eukaryota; Metazoa; Chordata; Actinopteri; Siluriformes; Clariidae. The record is from RefSeq and is a predicted model, not a curated record.